UACUAAUUUAUAAUCGGAAAUCGGAAAAUUCACUUCACUCUCUCCGUUUUUGCUUAAAAUCAAGCCUUCUUCUCAGAAUCUCAAUCAAGAAGGAAACCUCCACUCGAUUUCGAAAAGCUAAAUCCAGAGUACACUUUUGUGAAAUUUCUUCAUUUCCUGGAUUUUGAGGGGGAUUUGGUAGCUCUCGUUCUCAAUCUGGUGAAUUAGGGUUUUUGUUGAGCUGCGGAAGCUAAAUGAUGGGUGUACCCACCGAAUGGGAUGGUGGGCUGUCUCCCUGUUGUAGAUUUUCUCGUUUCUAUGGCCACUUUUGCUGAAACCUUAGCUGCUUUGUCAUGGGUAAAACCGAGGAUGAUGGGAACCUCCGCGCCGGCGACGAAGCUGUCGGUGAUUCGACGGAGAGGAAUGCUCGGUGCGGCUAUUGCGAAUGGAUCUCAGGCUUCGUUGGGUGCAAAUGUUUCUUCUUGCUGCUUCUCUCCGUCUCCUUGUUUCUUUCGGCUUUGUUUUUGUUGCUUCCGUUUCCCAUUGAUCGAGAGGAUUCGAAUCUCGAUCCCAGAUUUAGAGGUCAUGCUAUAGUAGCGAGUUUUAGCAUCAAUAGACCAGCUUCUUUUCUUAAUGAAAAUUUCGCGCAGCUUCAGAAUGACAUCUUUCAAGAGAUGAGCUACACUUCCAUCAAUGUAACUAUCCUGGCUUUUGAUCCGUCAGAUGGAUUAAACAUAACAAAGGUUGUGUUUGGAAUUGACCAUGAUACAAAAAACCCAGAAAUAUCACCUCUAUCCUUGAGUUCAAUCAAAGAGAUGUUCGAAUCAGUGCUCAUAAAUCAAUCCACUCUUCAGCUUACCAAUUCCUUGUUUGGGGAAACCUUCCUUUUCGAAGUGCUAAAGUUUCCAGGAGGAAUCACUGUGAUUCCACCGCAAAGUGCUUUCCCUCUGCAGAAAUUCAAGAUUGCGUUCAACUUUACCCUAAACUACUCUAUUCACCAGAUACAGAUAAACUUCAACACCCUUGCUACUCAACUAAAGAAUGGCCUGAAUCUUGCACCAUACGAGAAUUUGUAUGUAAGCUUAUCAAACUCAGAGGGGUUCCACCGUGUCUCCCCGAAUAUGGCUCCCAAGAUUUCACCAGUGGCAUCUCCUGUUCCUCAGAGAAGCCCUAGAAGACCUCCAUUAGCACCUCCACCCUGCAACUCAGGGAAUAGAAGAGGACAAAGAGUACAUUUCAAGGAUAAACACUUGCAUUUCUCAUCUACACAUUCCCCCGCUCCUUCUCCUUCUCCCGCAUCACAGCGUUCUCCUCGCUAUCCUGCUCGGCAACCACAUCAUCAGCUGCACUCACCGGCCCCGCUUCCUGCAGCGACUCGUAUAGUUCCAAUCUCUGCCCCUCUACCACAUGUGGUGUUUGCCCAUGCAGCUCAACCACCCAAAACCAAACCAAGUGAACAGCACGCAAACGAAGUUGCUCAUCCUCAACCGCAGUCCUCUUCAUCUAAUUUGAAUUUACCAGCUAUGCCAUGGAUUGUUCUAAUCAUGCUGAUAGCGGCCAGGCUUCGUGAAUAAUGACAUUAACAUGUCUAGUAAACUGUAUCAAAAGUCCUCCUCCUCUCCCUCAACCGAACACUCAAGAACAUAAGUGUAUAAAAUGGAUUCAUAUGGGAGCUAGAAACAAAACAGGAAGAGUUGUUAUAGAAUGUUGCUGCACAAAAGGGUGCAGCCUUCUACUUUAUAUCCCCAAAUGAACAUAUGCUCUAAGAGCUUCUUUGUAUAUUAUAUCUUCUAAAAGGGAAUUUUCAAUAGUCUACGAAUAAAA
Eutrema salsugineum is the source of this 1803-nucleotide messenger RNA. RefSeq lists its product as uncharacterized. Lineage: Eukaryota; Viridiplantae; Streptophyta; Magnoliopsida; Brassicales; Brassicaceae. Bases 333 to 1553 code for a protein of 406 amino acids. The transcript has 6 exons. The record is from RefSeq and is a predicted model, not a curated record.